AUGUCUGAUAAUCAUAAUAUAUACUCGUUCCCGGUCUCAUCAUUUAAUUCAACAGAGCAUGAUCGUAUCUUUGACUGGUUAUACCUUCAAAUAAUUCACCACCAGAACAUAAAUAAUACACACAAGAUGUUUCAAUUAGGAACUACGUCCAUUAUACUGCUAAUUGUUACGUUAUAUUUUGGUUAUAGGUACUUUUUUAAUUAUGGUAAGGCCCUGAAGCCGGUUAGUUUUCAAAUGGCUAUGCCUGAACAAGCUCAAAAGCACUGGAAAGGAAAAAGGCUGUUCAAAACCGCCAUAUAUAAUCCUGAACACCCCAAUUUGAUCCAGAGCUACUGUCCUGCAACUGGGCAGUUUUUGGGGAAUUUUCCGUCCAUGGACAAGGAAAAGAUCGAUGAGCUGAUUGCCCGCGCUGCGGAAUCUCAGAAGCAGUGGAGUAGAACCACCUUUGACCAAAGGAUCCAGGUCCUUGAAACUUUAAGAGACUUUAUAUUGAAAAAUCAGGAGAUGAUAUCGCGGGUUGCUUGUAGAGAUUCGGGCAAGACUAUGGUGGACGCAUCUAUGGGUGAGAUUUUAGUAACUCUUGAGAAGUUGGAAUGGAUAAUCAAGCACGGGAAGAAGGUUCUGAAAACUUCCAAACGCCCAGGUCCUAGUAACUUUUUUAUGAAGUUCUACAAGGGCGCUGAAGUGCGUUAUGAGCCUCUCGGUGUUGUUGCAGCGUUGGUUUCCUGGAAUUAUCCAUUCCAUAACCUUCUAGGUCCUAUAAUAGCUAGUAUCUUUACUGGUAAUGGUAUCGUUAUAAAAUGUUCCGAGCAAGUGGUUUGGUCUAGUGAUUUUUUCAUUCGUAUGGUAAAGAAGGCGUUAGAACUAUGUGGGCAUCCUCCCGAUUUGGUUCAAUUGUGCUGCUGCUUCCCACCUAAUGAAAACGAUGACUCGGCAAACUACUUCACUUCCCAUCCUGGUUUAAGCCAUUUGACUUUCAUUGGAAGUAAGCAGGUGGCACAUCAUGUCCUAGCUGCUGCUUCGAAAACAUUGACUCCUGUAAUUGUUGAAUUGGGAGGAAAGGACGCUAUUAUUGUAUUGGAUUCCUGUAACAAAUUGAAACAACUUUCAUCCAUUAUAAUGCGUGGAACGUUCCAAUCGGCAGGACAGAACUGUAUUGGUAUUGAGAGGGUAAUUGUUUCAGCUCGCAACUACCAUGAACUUGUAAAUAUUUUAGAGAGUCGCAUAAGCGUAUUGAGAUUGGGAGCUGACAUUGACAAUUUGGAGGAAGUAGACAUGGGUGCGAUGAUUAGUGACAGUAGGUUUGAUGAAUUAGAAGAGCUGGUAAAGGAUGCUGUCAGCAAAGGCGCAAGGCUUUUGCAUGGUGGGACAAGAUAUCAUCAUCCAAACUAUCCCCAGGGACAUUACUUUAAGCCAACAUUACUCGUUGAUGUCACCACUGAUAUGAAUAUCACAAAAUGUGAAGUUUUUGGACCGAUUUUAACUGUGAUGAAAGCAAAGGAUACAGAAGAAUGUAUAAAGAUUGCAAACAGUACAGACUUCGGACUUGGUGGGUCUGUUUUUGGAAGUUCUUACGAAGAAUGCAACUAUGUCACCAACUCACUAAGAACCGGCAACGUUGCAAUUAAUGAUUUUGCUACGUUUUAUGUUUCGCAACUACCUUUUGGUGGAGUCGACGGCUCGGGUUACGGCAAAUUUGGCGGUGAAGAGGGACUGUUGGGUUUAUGCCUUGCUAAGAGUGUGUGCUACGACAAGAUACCAUUUGUAUCAACUCAGAUCCCACCCCCACUAGACUACCCAAUUAAAGAUAAUAAGAAGGCAUGUACGUUUGCUAACAGCUUUAUUACGGGCUCGUACACGAGCUCAACCUGGGAAAGGAUAAAGUCUCUGUUUACCUUGGCCAGAAACAGCAAUUAA
Messenger RNA from Eremothecium sinecaudum, 1917 nucleotides. RefSeq names its product meiotic recombination directing protein (gene MSC7). The record is from RefSeq and is a predicted model, not a curated record. NCBI's taxonomy places the organism in Eukaryota, Fungi, Ascomycota, Saccharomycetes, Saccharomycetales, Saccharomycetaceae. The transcript has a single exon. Gene Ontology annotation, molecular function: aldehyde dehydrogenase (NAD+) activity. Bases 1 to 1917 code for a protein of 638 amino acids.